AUGGGUCGGUGCGCGCGCGCCGGGGGCCGCCCCGCCCCGGUGGUGGUCGGGGGCAGCCGUACGUCGCGCACGGCAGCCGCUGGUGGGUACCGCCGGCCGGCGCCGGGUACGUACCGCACCUCUCGCCGCGGUACUGCCGGUCGGCGCCGAGUACCGCACCUCUCGCCGGUGUACCGCUGGCCGGCGCCGGGUACCGCACCUCUCGCCGGGGUACCGCCGCCCGGCGCCGGGUACCGCACCUCUCGCUGGGGUACCGCCGGCCGGCGCCGGGCACCGCACCUCUCGCCGGGGUACCGCCGGUCGGCGCCGGGUACCGCACCUCUCGCUGGGGUACCGCCGGCCGGCGCCGGGCACCGCACCUCUCGCCGGGGUACCGCCGGUCGGCGCCGGGUACCGCACCUCUCGCUGGGGUACCGCCGGUCGGCGCCGGGCACCGCACCUCUCACCGCGGUACCGCCGGUCGGCGCCGAGUACCGCACCUCUCGCCGGGGUACGUAUGUACCGCCGGCCGGCGCCGGGCACCGCAUCUCUCGCCGGGGUUCCUCCGGCCGGCGCCGGGUACGUACCGCACCUCUCGCCGCGGUACUGCCGGUCGACGCCGCCCCUCUGAAG
Molecule: messenger RNA, 612 nt
Organism: Amphibalanus amphitrite
Lineage: Eukaryota; Metazoa; Arthropoda; Thecostraca; Balanomorpha; Balanidae
Product: translation initiation factor IF-2-like
Exons: 2
Source: RefSeq, a predicted model, not a curated record